GGGGCGCGGCGGGGGCGGGGGCCGGCGGGCAGGGGAGUGCCCGCCCCUCGGCGCCCGCGGCUCCGCCUCGCUUCGCCAUGGUGGAGCGGGGAGACGCGGCGCCUCUGCUGCGCUGGGCCGAGGGCCCCGCCGUGUCCCCGCCGCAGGCCCCGGAGCUGCAGGCUGCAGGCCGGGCUCCGGGGCGCGGCGCGGGGGGCGGCGGAUCGGCCGCCGGGACCCCCGGGGGGCGCGCGCCCCGCGAGCUGCCGCAGCCGGGGCGCCCCGAGCUGGGCGACGUGGAGGAGGACCAGGUGGUGGCCGUGUUCGUGGUCACCUUCGACCCCCGCUCGGGAAACAUGGUGGAAUGGUGCUUACCUCAAGAUAUUGACCUGGAAGGGGUUGAGUUCAAGUCUAUGGCCAGUGGGUCCCAUAAAAUUCAGUCUGAUUUUAUCUACUUCCGGAAGGGCCCCUUCUUCGGCCUGGCCUGCUUCGCCAACAUGCCCGUGGAGAGCGAGCUGGAGCGUGGUGCCCGCAUGAAGUCCGUGGGCAUCCUGUCUCCGUCCUAUACCCUGCUCUACCGCUACAUGCACUUCCUGGAGAACCAGGUUCGACAUCAGCUGGAGACGCCGGGACAUUACUCCCACCUGGCCGCCUUCUAUGAGGACAAGAAGGGGGUGCUGCACGCAGGGCCCGGCAGAGGCGGCAGCCUGCCCCCCGUCUACUGGCUGCCGUCCAUCCACCGCUACAUGUACCCCGAGAUGAAGAUCACCCACCCGGCCGGCUGCAUGUCUCAGUUCAUCAAGUUCUUCGGCGAGCAGAUCCUGGUCCUCUGGAAGUUCGCCUUACUGCGCAAGCGCAUUCUCAUCUUCUCCCCGCCGCCCGUGGGCGUGGUGUGCUACCGAGUGUACUGCUGCUGCUGCCUGGCCAACGUGUCCCUACCCGGCAUCGGGGCCACCAUCCCCGAGUCCAAGCCCUUCUUCUACGUGAACGUGGCGGACAUCGAGAGCCUGGAGGUGGAGGUGUCCUAUGUGGCCUGCACUACAGAGAAGAUCUUCGAGGAGAAGCGGGAGCUGUACGAUGUGUAUGUGGAUAACCAGAACGUGAAGACACACCACGACCACCUGCAGCCGCUAUUGAAGAUCAACAGUGCUGACCGGGAGAAGUACCGGCGACUCAACGAGCAGAGGCAGAUGCUGCUGUACUCCCAGGAGGUGGGGGAGGAGCACAGCCCCUGUGAGGAGGACCUCUUUGUGCUGUUCUUCCUGGAGCAGAACAACCGGAUCUUCCAGACGCUGCUGGAGGUGUCGGCCAGCCAGGACAAGACGCUCACGGCGGAGCACGCGAGGGGCAUGGGCCUGGACCCGCAGGGCGACCGCGGCUUCCUCAUGGACCUGCUGGAGGCCUACGGCAUCGACGUCAUGCUGGUCAUCGACAACCCCUGCUGCCCCUAGGCCGCGGGAACCGUGAGCCGUGGGCGGCUGUGGCCUCCUGC
This is a messenger RNA of Sorex fumeus (smoky shrew), 1471 nucleotides long. It is a transcript of the gene DENND11, whose product is annotated as DENN domain containing 11. NCBI's taxonomy places the organism in Eukaryota, Metazoa, Chordata, Mammalia, Eulipotyphla, Soricidae. The record is from RefSeq and is a predicted model, not a curated record. The coding region runs from base 78 to 1430 and encodes 450 amino acids. The transcript has 9 exons. Gene Ontology annotation, cellular component: cytoplasm.